UUUUUUUUUAGCAAAUUAAUGUCUGAUUUUUUUCUCUUGACUGCAUUGAUUAGACUCAGCUCGAAUGCAUUCUUUAAACUCAGUAAGUCAUGUCGAAAAUUUGUUAAUUUAAUGACAUUAUUUUAUUUAUUUAUUUAUUUUUAAAGACAACCCCGACAGCCAUUUCAGUACUAUAAUACCCAGCAUUCCCUGCUUCUGCCUGAUGACCGGAAAAGGAAAGCAUGCGGAUUAUUUACAAAAUCUGAACGGCAAUGCAGGAGCACUGUUUUUGUACUAAGAAAAUGAUUAGUAAUAUCUGUUUAUAAUUGUUCCACUCAUUCAUUUGACUCAUUCAUUUGACUCAUUCAUUUGACUCGAAGGCUUGUUGAUAAGUGACAGAUUAAAUGAAGAAAGAAUUGCUGAGCGACAGAUGGAUGUUGCACCGCAACAGAUGGGCUCUUCAUUUGAUCUGAUCUGUGGAUUAAAAAAAAAAUCAGGGCGCUCGAGGAAAUAAAGAAGGGGAAAAAAUCAGGUCAGUUCGGGGAGAGACUCGGCAUCAUGGUGGACAACCGCUCCGCCACGGCGCUGGUGAUCGCAUGCGUGCUGAGCGCCCUGGCCACGGUUUACCUGUCUGUAGCGGUGGGCACGCGCCACUGGUACCAGUACACGAGCCCGCAGGUACGUCACGAGCACAACGCGACCGAGCUGCGCGCGCUGCACCAGGAGCUCAGCGAUGGAGAGUUCGACGAGAAGACCGCGAGCGACGCGAUGUUCCGCCUCAACGGCACACUCGGCCUGUGGUGGAGGUGCGUGCGCGUGCCCGCCGACCGCAACCGCUGGUACCGAGAGCCAGGUGGGGAUCCUGAGAUGGACACUGAGUGUGUGAGCUUCACGCUGUCUCAGCAGUUCACACCCAAAUACACAGAGCCAGGCAACCACAACAGCGGAGAGGACAUAAUACGCACCUAUAUGUGGAGGUGUCAGUUUCUCCUGCCCCUGCUCUCUCUGGGUUUGGUGUUAGUGGGAGGGCUGGUGGGAUUCUGUGCGUGUUUGUGUCGUAGUUUCAGUCCCACACUGGGCAUUGGACUCCUCCACCUCCUUGCAGGAGUGUGUUCUCUGGGCUGUGUGUGUUGUUUUCUAGCGGGAAUGGACCUGCUACACCGUGUCUCUGUUAUCCCAGACCAGGUGGAUGGUUCUCUUGGUUGGUCCCUCUAUCUCGCGCUCAUCUCCUCUCCGUUGUACAUGAUGGCUGCCGCUCUACUGGUGUGGGCCGCUCGCAGCCACAGCAAGAACUACUACCGUUUCACUGCCUACCGAGUGGCCUAGAGCAUGCAUUUCAUAUGAUUACCAGCAGGUCUGUGUCCCAAAUCACAUAAUACUGCACUAAACACACACCUACACAUCUUGAAUACUGACCUACUAAAUAUUAUGUAAACAUACCGUUACACCAACAUACAGUUGAUAUGUUAAAUUACAGCCCCAAUUCCGAAAAAGUUGGGACAGUAUGGAAAAUGCAAAAAAAAAACCCAAAAGAGUAAUUUGAAAAUUCAAUUCACCCUGUACUAUCUUGAAAACACAUUAUUUGAUGUUUCACUUUGUGAAUUUCAUUUAUUUUUGAAAAUAUACACUCAUUAUAAUCUGAUGACUGCAGCACACUAGGACUAGCCCUUCUUAUUUCAACUUGUCACAUCGCUAUUAGUCCUAAAUUGCCCCCGUCACAACUUUUUUGAAACAUGUUGCAUGCAUCAAUUUUAAAGUAAACUUUUACCUUCAAAAUACUUGAUUGAUUUAGGUAAAACAUCAAAUACCUUGUCUUUACACGGUGUUUUGUUUAAAUACAAGUCGAAGUACAUUUACAAACCAAUCCUCUUUGUUUUUAUUAGCAUUUUCCGUACUGUCCCAACAUUUUUGGAAUUGGGGUUGUAGAAUGACAUCAUAUCGCUAUUCCAUAAUACUUCCAUACUACAGUACGUACUAGGGAGAAAAGAGUACACCGUCAUAUAACCAUAAUAACAAUGUUGUCAAACUACUGUACUAAACAGUAAGCAAAAAGGUGUAUACAGCCAUGCUGAAUAGUAUGGAACAAAAGCACACUCCCAUACAAUGGAACUAAAUAAUAUGGCAUAUUAAAACUACUGUACUAAAUAGUACGAUAUACUAGAACACCCCCAUACUACCAUGCUAAAUAGUAUAUCAAAAUAGUACAUAACCAGUCUGUCAUGCAAAACAGUAUGCCAAGAUAAUACACCACCAUACUCUUUAGUGCAGUAUUAUGGGGGUGUUUUAUUACACCCCCAUACUACCAUAUUAAGUAGUGUAUAUAAAAAUAGUACAUAACCAGUAUGUCAUGCAAAAUUGUAUGCCAUCACUGACUACUGCACUAUAUAGCAUGUCAAAAUCGUACACUGCUCUACUUCCAUACUAAAUAUUAAUAUAAUAUAAUUAUAUUCUUAUAUAUAUAAUAAUAAACGUACGUGUUGCCAUAGUAAAUUAUAUAGUACACUAAAUACAAGCACACUGCACUGAUUAUGCACUCCAGCACAGAGUGAGUAUUAGAGCAGGACGGAGUGUGAUUCAUGGUAGUGCAUGUGUACUAUUCGGACAUACUUUUAACCGUAGUAACAUGCGGAAUGGGAUGUAGCCUGAGCUUAGCUUAAAAUAGCUUCCCUCCAUCUAGCUGUCUGGCUGCUGUUCGGAGAUUUACUGUGAAUCACACUGAAGCGCCCCGAUAAUCCGAAAUCAGCAGCUGGAGAAGAGACGGCUAUAAAAGCUAGCUGAGUGUGUGAGAGCAGAAAAAGUGCUGUGUGGACACUCACAGGGCAUAGACCAUAGCUGUUAGAUUCUUCAUCAUCACCCCGACCGUGAAAUGCAGAAGAGAGGAUAAAUACUGCAGUGAGGUGCCGACGUUUAUGAUUUAAUCAUAGCAUUUACAGUUUUUGACCCGUUGCCAUGGCAAUACAGGAGACAGCAGUAAACCAGUAAUCAGACCAAGCUUUUGCUUGGGCAUGAUUUUAUCUAGUUGAAAUGUACCUUGUGAAUUCCUGAGUCAGUAAAAAACCAAGGCUGUGGUCUCUUUGGUUGUUAAAAAGAAAUGGAGGUGCUGCUUAUUAUUAAUUGGCAUCACACCAUACUUUUUUUUUUUUUAUCUCGCUGUUUUCUUAAAGAUUGCAAGCUAGGAUUUACUAGUUACCAUGUUGGCACCUCUGAUAUUAAUUCAAGCAAGGCACUUUAUUGUUUCACGCUUUACCUGCAUGGCUGUGUACUGAUGGGACACUCUGUUAAUGCAAAUCUGUGUAUGUGAUUGUGUGGGUGGAUUUCGAGAAGUCACUGGAGUGUUUCUCGCAUAAACUGUGAAGUGUUUAAUGGCACAAUGUAACGAAGAUGCACAGAGAGAGCUUUUUUUUUUCUCGCGCCGACACAGUGUCAACACCCAAUCAGGAAACUUUGUCUAAAAUCAGUGUGGUUCCAGUAGCACAAUCCUGCAGGAUGAGAACCAAGCAGGUUGGGGGUCAUUUCGUUACCGUGAAAAUUGACAUGCCCACCAGUGUGAAGAAACUUGGAUCAGAAAGAAAAAUUGUUUACUCAAAGAAAGUGGCAAAAAUGACUGUACAGUAGUGCUUGAAAGUUUGUGAACCUUUUGGAAGUUUCUAUAUAUCUGCAUAUCUGUGAGUGCCAAAAGUAUGUGAAACUCUAGGAUUAGCAGUUAAGUCAGGUUUUUUUUUAAUCAGUGGGAUGGCGAUCAGGUGUGAGUGAGCGUCGUGGUUUAUUUAAAGAGCAGGGAUCUAUCAGAGUCUGAUCUUUACAACACAUGUUUGUGGAAGUGUAUUACGGCAUGAACAAAGGAGAUUUCUGAGGACCUCAGAAAAAGAGUUGUUGAUGCUCAUCAGACUGGAAACGCUUACAAAACCAUUUCUAAAGAGUUUGGACUCCACCAAUCCACAAUCAGACAGAUUGUGUACAAAUGGAGGAAAUGCAACACCAUUAUUACCCUCCCCAGGAGUGAUCGACCGACAAAGAUCACUCCAAGAGCGAGAUGUGUAAUGAUCCAUGACGUCACAGAGAACCCAGGGUAUCUUUUAAGCAACUGAAGACCUCUCUCACAUUGACUAAGUUUAAUGUUCACGAGUCCAUCAUCAGAACACUGAUCAACAAUGGUGUGCAUGGCAAGGUUGCAAGGAGAGAGCCACCGUUCUCCAAAACGAACAUUGCUGCCCUUUUGCAGUUUGCUAAAGAUCACGUGAACAAGCCAGAAGGCUAUUGGAAAAAUGUUUUGUGGUUGGAUGAGACUAAAAUAGACCACCUUGGUUUAAAUGAGAAGCAAAAACACUGCAUACCAGCUUAAAAAAAUUAUCCAAUCCGUGAAACAUGGUGGUGGGAGCGUAUAAUGUUUUAGGCAUCUGGGCCAAGACGACUUGCCAUCAUUGAUUGAACAACGAAUUCUUAAUUAUACCGGCGAAUUCUUAAAAAAAAUAUCAGGACAGCCGUCAGUGAACUGAAUCUGAAGAGAACGCGGGUCAUGUCACAGGAAACACAAGUCGUGCUACCAAAGAACGGUUAAAGAAGAAUAAAGUGAAUGUUUUGGAACGGCCAAUUCAAAGUCCUGACCUUAAUCCAAUAGAAAUGUUGUGGAAGAACCUGAAGCGAGCAGUUCAAGUGAGGAAACCCACCAACAUCCCAGAGCUGAAGCUGUUCUGCACUGAGGAACGGGAUAAAACCUCCGAGCCGAUGUGCAGGACUGAUCAACACUUACCCCGUUUAGUUUAGUUGCUGCACAAGGGGAUCACACCAGAUACCAAGAGCAAAGGUUCACAUACUUUUGUUACUCACAGAUAUGUAAUUUUGGAUCAUUUUCCUCAAUAAAUAAAUGGCCAAGUAUAAUAUUUUGUCUCCGUUGUUGAAUUGGGUUCUCGUUAUCUACCUUUAGGACUUCUUCUAGAAAAUCCAAUGACAUUUUAGGUCAUAUUUAUGCAGAAACAUAGUAAAUUCUACUGUAGCUAGUUAAAGUUAGCUAAUGGUUCUGCUCUCAUUCUGGUGGAAAUGAGAACCGGUUCUUUGUCCUGCAUCUGCUCUGUGUUGGUGGAAAAAAAGGUCUUGAUACAAUAUAUAUAGAUUAAAGAAUGGGUCAGGUAUGGAUUCAGGCACACCAAUCUUUACUUUGUAUAUUAUUCUUAUGUCUAACUUUGUCCUAAUUUCUUUGUAUGUUGUAUUUUGUAGUAAUGUUAAGUGUUAUAGUGUUCAUUAGACCAGGCUAUUGUUAUGAAUGCCAAUGAUACAUAAGCAUAAACCUUUAAUAACUGUUAAUUUAUUUGUAAUUAUUUAAUUAUUAUUAAUUUAUUUAAUUUAUUCCUGUUAACUUGUUUAUUUAUUCUUGUUUUUUUGUGUGAUUUUUUUUUAACGUAUUGUUGCAUAUACAUGGAUGUGUAGUUUUUUUUGAUUAAACAGCAAAUCAUGCUAUAUUAAUUAAUGUUAACAGUGAAUCCGAACUCCUUAUAUUGAGCAUGUGAUAAUGCAGCAUUGUGACUGUACAGCGUUAAUAUGCAAAGCAAUGACAUUCCCUUUGUAAGCUUUUCCCCUGAGGUUUGGAUUCAUUAACCGGAUCUGUUCUAUAGUUAUUGCAUUUGUAUUAAAUGGACUGAUUUUAACUUCAAUAAAAUUACUUUAAAAAAAAAACAAAACAACAUUUGUUCAUUAGAAAUGAACCCUAUACAAGUAUAGAGCUGAGGGUUAAG
Molecule: messenger RNA, 5708 nt
Organism: Ictalurus punctatus (channel catfish)
Lineage: Eukaryota; Metazoa; Chordata; Actinopteri; Siluriformes; Ictaluridae
Gene: cldnd1a
Product: claudin domain containing 1a
Exons: 4
Coding region: 538-1305 (255 amino acids)
Cellular component (GO): membrane
Source: RefSeq, a predicted model, not a curated record